UAGAGUCAUGAAAUCAGUAUGUCGCGACUCGUUUAGAAAGAGUCGUUCCUGAAUGUAUUUUAUCUAAUGUUUUGAAAAACAGAAAAAUAAACUUCGGUACGGAGAUCUUUAAUGAAACGUGUGUUAGCAGUUUCUGCUUGUGAAGUUGUAUUUACUUCCUUGUAAAUAUGUAAUUAUAAUCAAUUUAUUAGCUUCAUAAUUUUAAAUGGAUUCUUCAGUAUUUGAAGUCUCUCACAGCAGCACUGGAACUCCAACAAUAAGUCGAAUACCAGCACCAACAUGGAACACCACUGCACCUCUGAAGAAUAUUCCAAUCGAUUCAAAUCUAGCAUGGUUACUUUGUGCUCUAUCUUUGGCCAUGAGCUGGGUUAUAUAUAUAACAUAUUACAACUCACGCGUAAUUGGUUAUAUUUUAACAAAGGUUUUGAAUCGUUUUUCAAAGCAUGGAUACAUUAAAGUUGGUUCAUUGUCUAUUUCUAUAUUGUCUGGGAAGGUAAUGUUUCGAGAUGUCGCAUACAUAAAUGAAGACUGUACUUGGAGAGCUCAAGAUGGCUGGAUAAUAUUUCGGUGGUGGUAUCCUUAUGUUCGCAAAGAAAUCAGUGAAGAUUUGUCCCAUUCUGAUACUAGACUGUCAUUACUUUUAAAUGGUUUUGAACUUCAUGUCUAUAACCGAUCACAAUUAUAUUCUCGUUUGGAGCACUUGUUUGGAUUAGAGCCCUCCAUAAUACCACCUGGAUCAGAGCCAUACUGGCAAGAUUCUGGUGGUGAGGGUGAUACGCAAGCACCUACAGAAAGGCAUGAAAGUGUGCAAGUUGCAAAAUAUGAAUGGAGAGAUUUAAUACCUGUUAUAAAAGCUGAAAUUUCUACGGGUCGAAUAGUAUUUGGAAAUCGUUUGUUACCUACAACACUUUCAGUAAAUUUUGAAGAAGCUCAUAUCAUUUAUACUACCAAGCCAGCUCCUUCUCGGUUAGAUCAGUUUACCCAUAUUGCAAAAUGUAAAGCUGAAAAUUUCAAAGUAAUUUUAGCUCCUAGUCCUAAAUAUACUGGUCUGAGCGAUGAGCCUCCACGGUAUAUGGGUGAAGGAUUCGUAGUUUUUCAAUCAAAUUUUGUUGAUUUAUACUACUACCAAGAUGAACCAGGUAUUGUUACUGCUGAACCAGAAAUGGUUGAGCUGGCUGAUGGUGAUGUUGUGCAGCGUUCAACUGCUCCAUUAUGGGGAUUAGAUAUUAAAUGUGGCAAAGGUACUGAUUUCAGUUAUGGACCUUGGGCUGACAGACAGAGAGAACACUUGUAUAAAUUCUUUUUUCCUCAGGAUUAUCAAACUCUUGGAGUAACAAAGCAAAGUAAUGUUGGGGAAAAGAGGCUGUGUGAAAGCUUUGACAUUCGACUAAGUACUUUGUCAGAAGCAACAAUUGAUAUUUUAUUUUCAAAAGAAAAGGUUAGUAGUCUUUAA
Stegodyphus dumicola is the source of this 1453-nucleotide messenger RNA. It is a transcript of the gene tweek, whose product is annotated as transmembrane protein KIAA1109 homolog tweek. Gene Ontology annotation, biological process: synaptic vesicle endocytosis. The record is from RefSeq and is a predicted model, not a curated record. NCBI's taxonomy places the organism in Eukaryota, Metazoa, Arthropoda, Arachnida, Araneae, Eresidae.